Molecule: messenger RNA, 1451 nt
Organism: Diospyros lotus (date-plum)
Lineage: Eukaryota; Viridiplantae; Streptophyta; Magnoliopsida; Ericales; Ebenaceae
Product: protein PHOSPHATE-INDUCED 1-like
Exons: 1
Coding region: 157-1113 (318 amino acids)
Source: RefSeq, a predicted model, not a curated record
UUCAGAUCAGAAAUUAUUUUAACUCAAAAACAUCAGAACCCAGAAGGGGCUGGCCCUCUAUUUCUAUAUAAAUAUCGCCCAUAGCGUCGUUGCCUUCUCCGUCACUCACAAUUCACAAAUCUGAGUGAGGGAUUCCCUUUUCUUCAUCCAGAAAAAAUGGCUUCCAGUUCCACUCAUCCCUCCUUCAUUCCUCUUCCUCUCGCCUUCUUUCUUCUCUCUCUCUUCCAGCUCUCCUUCGCUGCAAGGCAACUCUCCCAGUUGGCUCAGCACCAGGCCACGCUCCUCCACUACCACAACGGCCCUCUCAUCUCCGGCAAGAUCUCCGUCAAUCUCAUCUGGUACGGCAACUUCAAGCCUUCACAGCGCGCCAUAAUCACCGACUUCAUCACCUCUCUCUCCUCCUCCUCUCCACCUCAGGCCCAACCCUCGGUUGCCACGUGGUGGAAGACCACCCAGAAAUACUACCGCCUCGCCAAAUCCAACCCCUCUCUCUCCCUCUCCCUCGGCUCCCAAAUCCUCGACGACAAAUACUCUCUCGGAAAAACCCUCACCCAGAAACAGAUCGUCAAUCUCGCCUCACGGGGCGGUCGCCGGAACGCAGUCAACGUGGUGUUGACGGCGGCCGACGUCGCCGUCGAUGGGUUUUGCAUGAGCCGCUGCGGGACCCACGGGUCUUCCAAGAGCGGGCGGAUUAACGGCAAGAAUUACAAAUUUGCGUACAUAUGGGUUGGGAACUCGGAGACUCAGUGCCCAGGGCAAUGCGCGUGGCCUUUCCACCAGCCGGUGUACGGGCCGCAGACGGCCGCGCUGGCAGCGCCGAACGGUGACGUGGGGGUUGACGGGAUGGUGAUCAACCUGGCGAGCCUCUUGGCGGGCACGGCCACCAACCCGUUUGGGAGCGGGUACUACCAGGGCCCGGCCGGGGCUGGGCUAGAAGCCGGGUCGGCUUGCGCCGGGCUAUACGGGAAGGGAGCGUACCCUGGCUACGCCGGCGAGCUGUUGGUGGACCCGGCGACUGGUGGGAGCUACAAUGCGCAUGGUGCCAAUGGGAGGAAAUACCUUGUUCCUGCGCUCUAUGAUCCCACCACUACUUCCUGUUCCACUUUGGUCUGAUUUUGGGAGAUGAAGAAGAAAAGGAAAUGGAAAUGGGUCUUUCAUUAGGAAGUAGAGAUUGUUAGUUGUUACUUGUUGUUAGUGAGCUGAUACAUUCAUUCAUUUGUUGUAUUGUUAAUAAUAUACGAGCAAAUUGCAAUUGCUCAUUGCUGGCUGGCAUUUUGCUUUUAUACCAUACCAUGAGACAAUGACAUGCAAAACUCCAGUUUAAUUAUAAUUAAGAUUCAGGUAUUAUUUGAACAAGGAUUAUAAUUUUUGUCAAUCAUAAUGCUUUACAUAUAUCAAACUAUUAUUGAAAUUAAAAAUAAAAACAAAAUGUCAAAUAAAAAAAAAAAAAA